UUUAGAAAAACCGAAAUAGAUACAAUGAAUUCCUUCUUAUAGUCUUAGCUAGUUUAACCCAGUAGAGUAUCCCAUUCCUGGUGUUAUUUAAGGUGUGUUCCCAUGGAUGUACCUUCCUGAGAUUUGAUUGAAGAAAUAUUGCAAUAUCAAGGACUUCCUUGUUUGAAAUCAAACUUUAAGGAUAAAAUUGCAUUUUAGAAGAAAAAUGAAGGACUAUUCAUGCCAAUCCUAGUACAUAAAUAUGAGAGACAGAACUUAAUUGAGAGACAAACUUAGUCAAAUGGCAAGAGCAUACUGCCAUCGAGAAGUGCUGCCAUUUGCAGCCAUGAUCGGAGCAGAAUGCGUCAACGUUGGCUUAAACAUUCUGUUCAAAGCAGCCACUUUGAGGGGGAUGAGCUACAACAUCUUCAGCACAUAUUCUUUUGCAAUUUCCACCAUUGUUCUCAUACCUUUCCUCUUCAUCUUUCCCAGCACAGCGGUCCUUCCUUCAUUCAAGCUCCCUCUUGUUUCCAGAAUCUGCCUCCUUGUGUUUGCUGGGUCUUUUGGGAAGAUAUUGGGAUAUAAAGGCAUAGGGUAUAGCUCUCCCACGCUUUCUUCUGCCAUCAGCAAUCUCGUCCCGGCUUUUACCUUCAUACUUGCCAUCAUUUUCAGCUGCUAUGAGUGCUUUGUUCCUAGGGGAUGCUCUGUAUCUUGGAAGUGUGAUUGGAGCAGUAAUAAUAUCCACUGGGUUUUAUGCUGUGAUAUGGGGAAAAGCAAAAGAAGCAAUGGUGGAUGAUGAUCAACAACAUCCUUUGUUACAAAAGCUAUAAUUAAGGUUGAAAUUAUGU
Molecule: messenger RNA, 827 nt
Organism: Rubroshorea leprosula
Lineage: Eukaryota; Viridiplantae; Streptophyta; Magnoliopsida; Malvales; Dipterocarpaceae
Source: the annotation of a GenBank genome assembly